Schistocerca gregaria is the source of this 580-nucleotide messenger RNA. RefSeq names its product sel1-repeat-containing protein YbeT-like. Gene Ontology annotation, molecular function: protein binding. NCBI's taxonomy places the organism in Eukaryota, Metazoa, Arthropoda, Insecta, Orthoptera, Acrididae. The transcript is spliced from 4 exons. Bases 1 to 432 code for a protein of 143 amino acids. The record is from RefSeq and is a predicted model, not a curated record.
AUGCAGCAGGAGGAACCUUAUGACUCGCAUCUUAUAGUUACCAUCCAUAUUUUAGCCAUUGUUGUUACAGGCGCAGCUGUUUAUUUCGAGUACUAUCACACUGAGACUGCACAUUUCUAUGUUGCAAGAUUUUUCGCUUAUACUGGAUAUGCAGAAGCACAGAGCGUUUUAGCACAGAAAUAUUUGACUGGACUCGGCGUUCGUAGAAAUGUUACGUUAGCGAUACAUUGGCUGAAAGAAGCUGUUGCACAAGAGCAUGCUCAUGCAGCUUACAAUUUAGCUAUUGUGCAUAUGGAUGGGUACCCAACUGGCCUUCGGCAUGGAGAAUCGAAGAAGCUGCUGGAACUGGCAGCCAGCAAGGGUAUGAAGCAGGCAGAGGACGCGCUGCGGAAGCUGUGCGCGGGCCGAGGAAGGUACUGCAAGCUGAAGUAGCAGCUCCGCUACCUCCGGCAACGGAUUUAUUCUUACUUCUGAUUGUUCUUAAAAUGUUUGGAAAUAUAAGAUCAAGUUGUUCAACAAAUUUUGCUAACGCACUGUUGUAAAUGUAAUGGUAAACAAAUUAUAUAAACUAUGGAUGAUA